UCACCACAAGUUCAAUCGCUUUCUCUCUCUAAAACGUCCCCACAAAUCUCAGUCUUUCUCUCUAACUCUCAUCAAAAUGUCAGGCCGCGGCAAGGGUGGCAAGGGGCUAGGCAAGGGCGGAGCAAAGCGGCACCGCAAGGUCCUCCGCGACAACAUUCAGGGCAUCACCAAGCCGGCGAUUCGGAGGCUGGCCAGAAGAGGAGGAGUCAAGAGGAUCAGUGGGCUGAUCUACGAGGAGACCAGAGGUGUGCUCAAGAUCUUCUUGGAGAAUGUGAUCAGAGAUGCAGUGACCUACACCGAGCACGCCAGGAGGAAGACGGUGACCGCCAUGGAUGUGGUGUAUGCCCUGAAGAGGCAGGGCAGGACUCUGUACGGGUUUGGGGGUUGAUUCUUUAGGGUUUGUAGCAGCUGGGCUUUGUCACUUUGUUGGUUUAUUAGGUGUUUAAUGAUGUAACUGAAUGAUCCUGUUUUAAAUAGAAACAUAUUUCUCGUUUCUGCUCA
Cornus florida is the source of this 501-nucleotide messenger RNA. Its product is annotated as histone H4. Gene Ontology annotation, cellular component: nucleosome. Gene Ontology annotation, molecular function: structural constituent of chromatin; DNA binding; protein heterodimerization activity. Bases 77 to 388 code for a protein of 103 amino acids. Gene Ontology annotation, biological process: nucleosome assembly. NCBI's taxonomy places the organism in Eukaryota, Viridiplantae, Streptophyta, Magnoliopsida, Cornales, Cornaceae. The record is from RefSeq and is a predicted model, not a curated record. The transcript has a single exon.